AUGGUUCAUUUGGGCUUCGUCGUUAUCAACAGAAACGCAACAGAAAUCUCGAAGCCAAAUCUAGUUUUUAAAUCACGGUAUUCUGAUAUCAAGAUAUUUCCUUCUUUGAACAUUUUAGAUGAAGUUACGUUACUGUUUGUGGGAGAUAUUUCCUUCGCUGACCCCAUCAAAUACUAUGUAGACCCCAAGUACCACACGUACAAUGGCACUUUUCGAGGGCCAUUAGUUUAUCAGUUUCAUUACUGUCACAUGUUACCCUCGUUAAAUAAAGUCUUACCUUACCUUACUUUCAAUGACGUGGCUCCAUUCAUCAGAAAGGCGGACAUUUCAGUGGGAAACUUGGGGUCGCCAUUUGCCAACAAACAUGUUCUCACUCACAUUUAUAAAGGGAGAAAAACAGCUUUAUUAUAUGCCAGUCCCAAAGCCGCACCAGCGCUCAGGUUUGCAGGAUUUGAUGCCGUGACCAUUGCCAACAAUCACCUGAACGAUUUAGGCGGUGUGGGAGCCAAUUUUACCGCUAAAGUCCUGAAAAAGAAGGGUAUAAAGUACUUUGGAUUAAGCUUCGGAAAAUAUGACUCCUCUCAGGAACCUCUUAUUCUAAAAAGAAACAGAAUCACGAUAGCAUUUCUUGGUUAUUGCGCCUCACCCUCCAUAGAAAAAAACUGCAGCGAAAUGAGGAUGUUGUUCGACUCUGGUCCAGCCAUUUAUCAAGAUGAUAUCACUACUAGAGACGCCAAAGUUGACAUCAUCGUCGUUUUCAUGCACUAUGGCCAAGAACUUCAAUUAAAACCCCUUCCCUAUCAAAAUCACAUAAACAAACACCUGUUGUCUCUUGGUGUGGAUCUGAUCACUGGAGCCCACCCACACGUUCUUCAGGAUCACUGUCUUCAAGAUAAUAAACUUAUCGCUUACAGCUUGGGAAAUUUUCUUUUUCAUAUUAACCGACCACCGAGUGCUGUCAGUCUGGUAACGCUGUCGUAG
This is a messenger RNA of Stylophora pistillata, 981 nucleotides long. RefSeq lists its product as uncharacterized. The record is from RefSeq and is a predicted model, not a curated record. Lineage: Eukaryota; Metazoa; Cnidaria; Anthozoa; Scleractinia; Pocilloporidae.